UUUGUUCUUCUUUAUCAUUUCCUUUCUUUCCCAACCUUUAAAGAUCUUUGCUUUGUUUCAUUUUUCACCCCCAUUUUUUGUUUUCAAGUCCUACAGCCUAGUUGUGCUUGCAGGUUAGUGAACAUCUUUCAUCAUUGGUCAAAAUUCUAGAUUUUUCUUUGAGUUUUUUUUUCCUGUUCUUCUUUUCUUGAUUGAAUAUGCAUUACAUGGAGUUAAAAAUCUUGUUUUGUUUUAAUGUGUUAUGAUAUAGUUUCUGGGGUUUGCUUGGUUUGGCUGAAGAAGUGAUUCAGAACAUAUGGGAAGUGAAUUUGAUUAGUAUUUUUGAGUUGGUUGAAUUGAGGGCUGUUAGGUAGAGAAAAUGGCUUGUAAAAAGAUUCAUUUCUGCAGAUUUCCCAGUAACAAAAUGGAGCAUUUAAUUUUAUUGGUUGACUGAAGGAACAGGAUCUGAUACAUUGGGUGAAUGCUUUAGGUAUAUUAUUUAUUUGGAGCAUUGAAGACAUUGUUAUGCUAUCUGUAAAAUUUGGGAUUUUAGUCUUUUUUUUGCGCUUUUAAUAUUUUCCGGCCUUCUUGUCAUAAGAAAGUGGGCAUUGUUCUGGUUCUGUAUAUGAGGAAAAAAUUAUUCAUCUUCUCGUUUUUUUAGAAGAUUUAACUUCAAGAUUCAAAUUUUGCAUUCCUCUAUGCCUCUGAAUUAGAAAGUUUUUAAUUGCUUUGUCAAUUAGUGGAGUCUUUCAUGGUUGUUUUUAGUCGAUGGUGAAUGAAGGAGAUUUUAUCCGUUUGGUGCUUCUUCCACUCAUAAUGUGGAUAUUUCGCCAGUGACACCGUUGAACUCAUGUUAACUCUCAGCUAUGGGGGAAUUUCAAUGCCAUAAUGAGUCUUUAUUUUAGAAUGAUGUUUCCAAAUACAGGGGAGAAGAUCUGGUUUGAGUUGAAGUAGAUACAAUAAAGGGCCAAAAAGGAUGUUAUUCGAGGUCUUGAGGUUAUAAGGAUGAUAGCUAGAUGCUAGGUCAAUCAGGUUUGGCACCAUUCCUAUUUCUUGGAAGUGAGUGUGAGUGUUGAAAUAGACAAGAAUGUUGCAUUUGAUUUGGUGAAUUCAAAAAGUUAGGAUUCACGAAUGUCCCAGUAUCAAGAAUGAAACUACCGUCUUUGUGAAUGGAUAAUUGCUUAUCAAAUUGAGAACAUGUCCAUUAUGUCUAAGGGUGUUGUUUGAAAUGGUGAUGGUUCUCUACCUAGAAUUGCACAGAGCCAUAUGCCGCGUGGAAGACUUCCUAUAACGGAUCUAAAAGCAGCUUGUGAUAUUGAACAUAUGAGUUCUACAUCUAAAAUUCAGCAUGACCUGUGGCCUCUAGAUGAAAUUGAUCCAAAGAAAGCAAAGUUUCCUUGCUGUCUAGUUUGGACUCCACUCCCAGUUGCCUCAUGGUUGGCACCUUUCAUUGGACAUGUUGGCAUUUGUAGGGAGGAUGGAGCAAUUUUGGACUUUUCAGGAUCAAAUUUUGUGAAUGUUGAGGAUUUUGCUUUUGGUGCUGCAGCUCGAUAUAUUCAACUUGAUAGAAGCAAGUGUUGCUUUCCUCCAAACCUGGCUGGGCACACAUGCAAGCAUGGUUAUCAGCAUGCAGAGUAUGGGACUGCAGUCACAUGGGAUGAUGCCUUGCGGUCUAGUGUGCGUCAGUUCGAGCACAAGAGCUACAACCUCUUCACAUGCAACUCUCACUCAUUUGUUGCCAAUUUUCUCAACCGACUGUGCUAUGGUGGAUCAAUGGAUUGGAACAUGAUAACUGUGGCAGCUCUAAUACUUUUUAAGGGGCAUUGGGUUAACAGCAUGUCAAUAAUAAGAUCAUUCCUCCCUUUCACAGUAGUGCUCUGCCUGGGGUUAGUACUGGUUGGCUGGCCAUUCUUGGUUGGACUAUUUUCAUUCUCUCUCCUCCUUAUGGGGUGGUUUCUGUUGGGUACUUACUGUGUCAAAACCUUAUUGGAAAGCUAGAGCUUUUUAUUUUUCAUUAAAAUUGAUUUUUUGUUAGUUGAAAGAUGCAUAGUUGGUACAGUUUGGUGUUUCUUUAAAAAACCUAGGUUUAUAAUAUCUGACAGAGAGUGGCAGUAGGUUCCAUGUGGAACUACUGGCUAAUGCCAAGAGAUAUAAUUUCUUCCCUCCGUCAAGAAACUGAAUUGUAGAUUUGCUUCAUAAACAGAAAUUGAACAUUAGAA
This is a messenger RNA of Durio zibethinus, 2198 nucleotides long. The record is from RefSeq and is a predicted model, not a curated record. Lineage: Eukaryota; Viridiplantae; Streptophyta; Magnoliopsida; Malvales; Malvaceae.